ACACCACCCCACGCGCGACGAGCCAUGACGCGUUUGGGCGAGGCAUGCUGGAGUCGCGCAGUGCGAAUAGAGAGCCGGUGAACGCGCUGUCACCAUGGAGGCCGAUUGGGACGAGCUCGCCAUCGUCCAGCUGCCUCCACACGGCCCGCACCAGCCUGCGACGCCCGUAGCUACCUUCGCCUUCGAUACGUUGCAAGAGCUGCUCUGGACCGGGAACAACUACGGCCGCAUUACCUCCUUCUUCGGAGCCACCCUCGAACGCUACACUUCGUACCGCGGCCAUGCGCCCGCCGAAGGCACCGUCGGUGCCGUCAAGCAAUUGCUCUUUACCGACAAAGGCGUCCUCUCCGUCUCAGAGCAUAGCGUGCACUAUGCCACCCGGCGCGGCCUCACGCAAUGGCAUUUGACAAACGCCGACUUCACGGAGCUCCGAUGCAUGAACUUCACCUCCAAGGGCACGAGGGAGAUACUGGUAGCGGGAUGCCAGGAGAAGAUGUUCAAGGUGGACGUGGAGAAGGGCACCAUUGUCGACACGCUCGUCGCCGACGCCCAAUACACCAUCAUGAAACGCGCAGGCGGAUACAUAUGCGCUGCCACCAACAACGGCGGCAUACACAUCCUAGACUCUGGCUCGCUCUCUGUCGUCAAGAUCUUCGAUGGACACACCGGCAGCAUCAGCGACAUGGACGCUAAGGGCGACUUUCUCGCUACAUGCGGCUGGUCACCGAGACAGCAGUUUGGCUUCAUGCUAGAUCCUUUCACUCAUGUCUUUUCUCUCAAGACGCUCAAGCAGCUUCCCCCCAUUCCAUUCCACACCGGCGCCGCUUUCGUGCGCAUGCACCCGCGCAUGUCGACCACCGCCAUCAUUGCUUCGCAAGCCGGCCAGAUGCAGGUUAUCGACCUCAUGAACCCGGACUCGGCCAACUUGCGCCAGCUCAACAUGUACGACGCGUACCUCACAGGGUUGGAGAUGGCGCCGUCGAGCGAGGCCUUUGUACUUUCCGACUCCAAUGCUCACCUUCAUCUGUGGGGAUCGCCCUCCAAGGUCCAUUUUCCAGAGUACAGUAAUCCCACCGAGUUUGCGGAUGCAGUUGUACCGCCACCGGCCAUGGAUUGGUCUUUAGAAACGCCCCUGAAUACGGUCGGCAUGCCGUACUACAAGGAACACCUUCUUUCUGGCUGGCCAAGUCAUAUGCUCUUCGAGGUCGGCGCGCCGCCGCCUAAAAUUGAUCCGGCGAUUCUCAGCAGCAUGACACGGACAGACAUGGGCUUCUUCGCAAAGAACCCCAAAACGAAGCGGCGGUAUCAAGUCGAGGAUACCCGGCAGUCAGACAGAGGGCCAGAGUCUCUGACGGCACCUAAAUUUCUGAGUGAAAAAGCGCGUGCGGCCCAGUCGUUGGGUGAAAUGGAGGCGAAGACAGUAGAGACCAUGGAGACGCUGACCGAUAUGCAUCUUGACGAUGUGACGCGGAAGGAUGUGCCAGCAAUGUACGGCAACGUGGAGAUCAAGUACAGCAGAUUCGGUGUCGACGAUUUCGACUUUGCAUACUAUAACCAAACCCCUUAUUCUGGUCUAGAGACCCACAUCACAAACUCGUAUGCUAAUCCCCUGCUGCAAUUAUUACGAUUCACCCCAUUAGUCCGCAAUCUGGCUCUCCGCCAUACUGCUUCGCCUUGUCUGUACGAGUCAUGUCUGCUUUGCGAGCUGGGCUUCCUUAUUGAUAUGCUCGAGAAGGCCGCGGGGCUGAAUUGCCAGGCAUCCAACUUUCUCAAAACAUUCAGCGGGCUGUCAAACGCAGUGUCGCUGAAUCUACUGGAGGAGUUUGCUCCGAACGUCGCACUCACCAGCAUGAUCCAGGCCUUCAACCGCUUUAUCCUGGACAAGAUCUCCGAGGAAUUUCGCCAGAUGCUCGGAGGUGCUGGUGGAUCAUCGCUCAUGGACCAGGUGCUAGAAACGCAGGCACGUGCAAGUAUGAGAUGCGCGCAAUGCAGCAAUGAGACCAUUAGAGGUGGUAGGACCUUUGUCAAUGAGCUCGUGUAUCCGGCAAAACAUGUCAUGAAGAACGCUCGAGGCCCACGGCCUACCUUCUCCCAGAUUUUGAAGAGUAGCGUGGAGCGUCAGGACCAGAUGAAGGGAUGGUGCACAAAGUGCAACCGUUAUCAGCAGAUGGUGCAGCGAAAAACCAUCCAGUCGAUACCCGGCGUGCUUAUGCUCAACGCGGCCAUCCAAAGCCACGAAGCUAAGCUCCUCUGGUCGAUACCCAACUGGCUUCCGCAGGAAAUCGGGAUCAUAGUAGAUCAAGGCCAAUUCUACUGCUUCGAGGGCCAGGAUUUGAAAUUGCACCUCCAGCGCGGCGUCUUCGAUAUCCUCGUGUACGAGCUCGUCGGUGUGGUUGCAGACAUCAACAGCGGGGAGCACCAGAAGCCCCAUCUUGUAGCAACCAUCAAUACGACGCCCUCCAACCGCGAGGCCACCGAAGCCACAGAAGACAAGUGGCACCUCUUCAACGACUUCCUCGUGCGUCCAAUCCCAAAGGAAGAAGCCCUUCGCUUCGAACCCAGCUGGAAACUCCCCAGCGUCCUCACAUACCAGCUCAAGACAGCCCGCGGCAAGAUCGAUGACGGCUGGAAAGAUAUCCUCGACACCUCGAUCCUCUACCGUUGGUGGUCCGCGAACCCGGCUCCUCCCUCAACCUCGUUCAAGCUCCUCGACCCCGCCAGCGAAACCCCCCGCCCCUCCUUCCCCGUCGCCAUCGACGCCGAAUUUAUCCGCCUCCAGUCCGAAGAGAUCGAAAUGAAAGCCGACGGCACACGCGAAACUAUCCGGCCCGACCGCAAAGGGCUGGCGCGCGUCUCCGUGUGUCGUGGCGAAGGGGAAAACGCAGGCCUCCCCUUCAUCGACGACUACAUCGCCGUCUCCGAGCCUGUGGUCGACUAUCUUACCGCGUGGAGCGGGAUUUCGCCAGGCGAUCUGAACCGCGAGACCAGCCCGCACGCCCUCGUCUCCCUCAAGCACGCCUACAAAAAACUCUGGAUCCUGCUCAACGCCGGCUGCACCUUCAUCGGGCACUCCCUCGCCAAUGAUUUCCGCACCAUCAACAUUCAUGUGCCCCGCGCCCAGGUUGUGGACACCGUCGAUCUCUUCUUCAAGCCGCAGCUACACCGAAAGCUCAACCUCAAGUUCCUCGCGUGGUGUGUCCUUAGAGAGGACAUCCAGGGCGGUAUGCAUGAUAGUGUAGAGGAUGCGGUGACGGCGCUGAAGCUGUGGAGGAAGUAUGAGGAGUUUGUGGAUGCGGGGGUUUUGGAGGGCAUGUUGAAUGAUAUUUACUCAACCGGGAGGGAGGUUGGGUUUAGGGCGCCGGGGGGCGCGCAGGCGACGUAUGGGCAUGGGAAGAAGGGGAGUGAGAGUGCAGGGGUUAGUGGGGGCGCGAUAAGUGGGGAGGAGGUAGCGGGUGGCUUGACGACGCCGAAGAAGCAGGGUGCGUUUGGGAGGGUGGGGUUCAGGAGUCCAAUGCGUGGGCCAGGCAGCUAG
This is a messenger RNA of Paraphaeosphaeria sporulosa, 3532 nucleotides long. Its product is annotated as PAB-dependent poly(A)-specific ribonuclease subunit PAN2. Gene Ontology annotation, biological process: mRNA processing; nuclear-transcribed mRNA poly(A) tail shortening. NCBI's taxonomy places the organism in Eukaryota, Fungi, Ascomycota, Dothideomycetes, Pleosporales, Didymosphaeriaceae. The transcript is spliced from 8 exons. The record is from RefSeq and is a predicted model, not a curated record. Gene Ontology annotation, cellular component: PAN complex; P-body. The coding region runs from base 95 to 3532 and encodes 1145 amino acids. Gene Ontology annotation, molecular function: protein binding; poly(A)-specific ribonuclease activity; nucleic acid binding.